AUGUUGAGAUGUAUGCAGGCACUAGCGGAGUUGUUUCUAGAGGACUGCCCAGGGAUAACACAGUUAGCAAUAGAAGAAGAAGAAGAAAACAUUCAAUCUUAUAGUAUCUCAGUUCCAGUGCAUUCGUCGUCAGGAGGUCCAGGUGACAGACUGCUGACAAGCUCAGAUCAAAAUGGACUCUUGUGCCUUCCUCUAAAUCUCAUGUCCUCUCUCAAGAAGAUAUCGAUUCGUGAACUCCCACACCAAGUAUUUCGCAGGAAAAACGAAGGCUUGUCUAGAUUUACCUGCCUUGAGAAGCUAACAGUUUGGGGAUGCCCCAGGCUGCUCUCAUCUUUGGUGGACAAACAUGGAAAUGAUGAACAGAGGAACGGAAGAUGGCUCCUGCCGAAAUCACUUGAAGAACUCGAGAUCCGUGGUGAUUCACCGGCAAUGAUGCAGCCCUGUUUUCCAGGGAAUCUAACCUGCCUCAGAAAAUUACAAGUGUGGUUCAGCCCAAGUCUGAGAUCUCUACAGCUGCGUAACUGCACGACACUGGAAGAGUUGGUAAUUGGAAACUGUGGAUCAGUUGCUGCACCAGAGAGCUUGCAGUUCCUUGGCAGCCUUAAGUAUUUGAAAGUAUUCAGAUCCCCUGGCGUAAUUCCAUGUUUGGAGAAUCUGUCAAGGCAGGGCUAUGCUCUAUUCCCUGGACUAGAAAGGCUUGUGGUCGAUGGGCCCUCUGUAUUUACCAUGUCAGUUUGCAAGCAACUCACCUCCCUCCAAUACCUACAACUUGAAAAUUGGGAGUUUGUAACGAGACUAACAGAGGAGCAAGAGAGAGGGCUUCAGCUCCUGAAAUCCCUGCAAGAGCUGGAAUUCCGGGAUUGCAGUUAUGAUCUCAAAUAUCUCCCCGUGGCGUUGCACUGCCUUCCUUCACUCAAGAGAUUGAAGAUCAGUGGUUGUUUGGGAAUCUCAAGGCUGCCGGAACAGGGCCUUCCGCUCUCGCUGCAACAACUGGAUAUCAGCAAUUGCAGCAAGGUUUUUAAUGAUCAGUGCAAGUCUCUAGAAACAGGGAAGUUAAAGGUCAACAUUGUUGGAAAUACACAAACUGCUUAA
Molecule: messenger RNA, 1092 nt
Organism: Triticum turgidum subsp. durum (durum wheat)
Lineage: Eukaryota; Viridiplantae; Streptophyta; Magnoliopsida; Poales; Poaceae
Source: the annotation of a GenBank genome assembly